Molecule: messenger RNA, 4151 nt
Organism: Caenorhabditis angaria
Lineage: Eukaryota; Metazoa; Nematoda; Chromadorea; Rhabditida; Rhabditidae
Source: the annotation of a GenBank genome assembly
AUGUCGGCUCCAAGGUUUCGCUUGGUACAGGGACCGGCGAUUGGCGAACGGGCUGCGAAUAACAGCACACCAACAUCAAAUCCCGCUUCGCCGCCAGAAAAUGCUCCAAGGAUCCCGCAAAUCGUGCCAAAUGUUGCAUCACCGGUUGCGCAAAUGAGACCAAGUCCCGGGCCACCGCCUCAGCAGCAAAUUCCACAGUAUCAACCACCUCCAGUUCAGCAAAUGCAGCAGAUUCAGCCGCAGGUUCAGCAAAUCCCGCAUCAACAGAUUCAACAACCUCAACCUCAACCCCAAGACAUCCCACCAACUGUCUCGAAAUGCGUGCGAUUCCUGAAAACUCUAAUCAAUCUGGCGGAACAUCCAAACUCGGAAAAUUCGACGAAAAGCGAGGUUGUCAAAAAUUUGAUCACCCAGGUGAUUUAUACGGAUUUGAGUGCUGAGGAAUUCACAACACGCCUACAGGCUGCUCUACAAUCACAAGCUCAGCCACAUUUGUUGCCGUUUUUGCAGAAUACGGUGCCUGCGUUGAGACAUUCAGUUAGAACUGGUGAGCAUUUAAAAAAUGAUUAGAAAUAAUUUUUUUGUUGAAGAAUUCACGUUUUUUUCGAAUUUUGGGGAAAAAUUCAUUUAAAAAUUGUAAUUUACCUAUCGUAAAGAAUAAAAUUCUCAUAGAAAAUCAUAUUUUCAUGGAAAAACUUAGUUUUUAUUACAUUUCUCAUGGCAAAUUAAUAAUUUCACUCGUUUCAAGCUAAAAAUCUGAAUUUUCAGUCUUUUUUCACAUAAGUUUUCAUUGAAAAGCUUAAAAAUUGCACUUUUCCUAUUAAUACGCUGAAAAUUUCAGUUUUCAGUCAUAUUUUACUUGAAAAUCCAAAUUUUCCUAUUGAAAAUCCAUAAAAAUUGUAAUUUUCUUAUAGAAAUUUGCAUUUUUCGUUUAAUUUUACGUAAAAGAUUGCAAAUUUCAGCUAUUUUCAACCGAAAUCGAUAUUUUUAGUCACUUUUCACAUAACAUUUCAACUUUUUCCAUUGAAAAGCUUAAAAAUUGCAAUUUUCCUAUGGAGAAGCUGAAAAUUUCAGUUUUCAGUCAUAUUUUACUUGAAAAUCCAAAUUUUCCUAUUGAAAAGUCUAAAAAUUGUAAUUUUCUUAUAGAAAUUUGCAUUUUUCGUCAAAUUUUACGUAAAAGAUUGCAAAUUUCAGCUAUUUUCAGCCGAAAUCGAUAUUUUUAGCUAUUUUUCACAUAAAACUUCAAAUAUUUCAUUGAAAACGCUGAAAAUUGCAAUUUUCAUCAAAGUUUUCAUUGAAAACGCUGAAAAUUUCAGUUUUCAGUCAUAUUUCACCAAAUUUUCCUAUUGAAAAGUCUAAAAAUCCAUAAAAAUUGUAUUUUUCUUAUAGAAAUUUGCAUUUUUCGUCAAAUUUUACGUAAAAGAUUGCAAAUUUCAGCUAUUUUCAGCCGAAAUCUAAAUUUUUAGUCACUUUUCACAUAAAAAUUCAAAUUUUUCAUUGAAAACGCUGAAAAUUUCAGUUUUCAGUCAUAUUUUACCAAAUUUUUCUAUUGAAAAGUCAAAAAAUUCAUAAAAUUGUAAUUUUCUGAUAGAAAAUCAUUUUUUGUCAAAAUUUACGUAAAAGAUUGCAAAUUUCAGCUAUUUUCAGCCGAAAUCGAUAUUUUUUAGCCAUUUUUCAUAUAAAACUUCAAAUGUUUCCAUUGAAAAGCUUAAAAAUUGCAAUUUUCAUCAAAUUUUUCAUUGAAAACGCUGAAAAUUGCAAUUUUCAGUCAUAUUUCACUUGAAAAUCCAAAUUUUCCUAUUGAAAAGUCUAAAAAUUGUAAUUUUCUUAUAGAAAUUUGCAUUUUUCGUCAAAUUUUACGUAAAAUAUGCAAUUUUCAACCAAUUUUUUUGCAGGCGGUCUUCGAAUCGAAGGAAUUUCGCCUCCACCCGGUUUCGUCUACACGAAUCCUAAUCAACCUCCUCAAAUCCCCCAACCUCAACCUCAACAACCUUCUCAAAACCCUCAACUCCUUUCGCAUCUUCAAAAACCUCCAACUUUGGCGCCAGCUCCUUUAGCACCUCCUCCUCCUCCUUCUUCACAAAAUCUGGGACCUGCUCAAAUUCCCUCAACUUCUGGACCUCCUGAACUUUCGGCUGAGAAUAGUUCUAAUGAAAAUCCACCGCCACAAAAUCAACGUGUCCUCCAAGAACCCGGAAAUAAACAUUCGUGUCUGAAUCCGCAGGAAAUUAUGAAUCGAAUUACGGCCAGAAUACGCGAGUCUUGUAUGGUUGAAGAAGAAGCGUUGAGUUUGAUAUCAGAUGCGACCGAAUAUAAUUUGAGAGAGAUUAUUACGCAACUUGCGGCCAUUGCGGAACAUCGCACCGAAAGUACAAGGUGAGCAUUUUUCAUUGGAAAAUAAGCUAGAAACUGUGUUUUUCUGAUAGAAAAUAUCAAAUUUGGCUUGAAAUUAUGCUGAAAAUAAAAAUUCAGAAAAAUCCGAAAACGAUUUUUGUAUGAGUAACGAAAAAAAAAAUUAGUUUUUCAUUAUUUUUUCAUGAAAUGGGGCAUUUUUGACCUAAAAAAUCGAUUUUUCGAGAAAUUUUGAAUUUAUUGUGAUUUCUGGUAACGUAAAAUUACGAGAAAUUCUAAAAAUUUAAAUGUUCGAUAAAAAAUCGAUAUUUCGAAUUUCUUGUAUUUUCUAGUCUCCUAAAAUUACAAGAAAUUCAAAUUUUACUUGAAAAGUCGAGUUUAUAGAAUUUCUUGUGAUUUCCAGUCUCCUAAAAUUACAAGAAAUACAAAAAAAUCAUAGAAUGAGAAAAAGUAGGGUUCUCGAAGCUUAUUUUCAUCAGAAAUCACUUCAGAAGCUUGAAAAAUAUUGAUUUGUCAUUAUUUUUGGUUGAAAAACUCGAAAAACUAAUGGAAAUUUGAAUUUCUCAUCAAAAAAUUAAUUUGUCAAUAGAGCGCACUUGAAUAUUUUCGCAUUAAUUUCGAAGCCAAAUUUGAAUUUUUGAGUAGAAAAUCUGAAAAUAAUACAAAUUUUUCACCAAAAUUGGAUUUCUGAUCUGAAAUUAAAUCCAUUUUCACAGCCAAAACUUCAAAUCCAACAACAAUUACACACCAAUCGAUGACACCAAACGACAAUUGCGAUUUUUGGAAGAAGUCGAUAGACAAGAAGAGGAAUUGAGAGAGAGCAGAGAAAAAGAGACGUUGAUUAGAAUGAGCAAAUCGAAAAAUAUUGGGAAAGAGACGAUUGAAAAGGCUAAGGUACCUUGGAAUUUUGGGAGGGAAAUUCGAAAAAUUUCGAAUUUUGGUUUUGCAGGAAAUGCAACGAGCGGACGCGGAAGCGAAGCGGAACCGCGACGCAAACAGCGCCGCAAUUGCCGCACUCGCCAACAAUAAAACUGUGCAAAAUAAGUGAGUUUUUGGGGGGCGGGAAAUUUUGAAAAUUCAAAUUUUAUAAUCUGUUUAUCAAUGGAGCGCACUUUCUCAAAAUUGUCUAAAAAAUUCAAAUUUUUCAUCGAAAAUACCGUAUUUUUGUUGCAGAUGGGACUCGUCUGGCCCAAAUCCUACCGCUUCUCAGAAAACACGAACAAUUCGCGUGAAUACACGUGAUUUGCAUUUGGUUGUGAAUAAUGAUAAUCGAUUUUAUGGGUAAGCUUUUUUUGGGGGCAGAAAUUGGGUGAUUUCAAUGAAAAAUAAUCGAUUUUUCAAGAAAUUUUGAAUUUAUUGUGAUUUCUGGUAACGUAAAAUUACGAGAAAUACUAAAAAUUUAAAUUUUCAAUUAAAAAAAUCGAUUUUUCGAAUUUUUUGUAUUUUCUGGUCACCGGAAAUUACAAGAAAUACAAAAAAUUUAAAUUUUCGAUAACAAACCAAUUUUUCGAAUUUCUAGUAUUUUCUAAUAACCUAAACUUACAAGAAAUUCAAAAAAUUCAAAAUUUACGAAAAAUCGAUUUUUUUGUAUUUUCUGGUCACCUGAAAUUACGAGAAAUUCAAAAUUUAUGAGAAAAUUUGAAUUUUUAGAAUUUCUGGUCACUGGAAAUUACAAUAAAUUCAAAAUUUCAUCCAAUUUCCAGUAUUUUUCAAAUUUCCUUCCAAAAUCUCAUUUUUCCAGCACAUUUCUCCGCGAAAAACUUGCCUACGGUGGUCCGUCGCUCGAUCCAACAAUUUGA